Messenger RNA from Phyllopteryx taeniolatus (common seadragon), 1653 nucleotides. It is a transcript of the gene sars1, whose product is annotated as seryl-tRNA synthetase 1. Gene Ontology annotation, molecular function: tRNA binding; ATP binding; serine-tRNA ligase activity. Gene Ontology annotation, biological process: seryl-tRNA aminoacylation. NCBI's taxonomy places the organism in Eukaryota, Metazoa, Chordata, Actinopteri, Syngnathiformes, Syngnathidae. The coding region runs from base 88 to 1617 and encodes 509 amino acids. Gene Ontology annotation, cellular component: cytosol. The transcript has 11 exons. The record is from RefSeq and is a predicted model, not a curated record.
AACCCGAGAGAGACGCAAUCCAACUAGCCGGAGCUCAUUCGGCUGCUUUUCUUCUGCGUGAGUGUCACACACAGACAACGUGGAGCGAUGGUGCUCGACCUGGACCUGUUUCGGACCGACAAAGGCGGCGAUCCUGAAGUCGUCCGUGAGGUCCAAAGGAAGAGGUUUAAGGAUGUCACGCUCGUCGACAAGCUGGUCGCCGCGGAUACGGAAUGGAGGAAGUGCCGCUUUACUGCAGACAACCUCAACAAAGCAAAAAACCUGUGCAGCAAGAGUAUUGGGGACAAAAUGAAGAGGAAAGAACCUGUUGGCGAGGAUGAGUCUAUCCCAGAAGCGGCGCAGAAUCUGGAGGCGCUCACGGCAGAUAUACUCUCGGCCCUAACAGUGACCCAGAUCAAGAAAGUGCGUGUACUGGUGGAUGAGGCCAUGGUAAAAACUGACAGUGAGCGGUUGAAGCUGGAGGCGGAACGCUUUUCAUACCUGAGAGAGAUCGGCAACCUCCUGCACCCUUCUGUGCCCAUCAGCAACGAUGAGGAUGCAGACAACAAGGUGGAGCGUACAUGGGGUGACUGCAGCAUCCAGAAGAAGUACUCCCAUGUUGAUCUGGUGGUCAUGAUUGAUGGCUUUGAGGGGGAGAAGGGAGCAGUCGUGGCUGGGAGUAGAGGCUACUUCCUGAAGGGCCCUCUGGUGUUCCUGGAACAGGCGCUAAUCAACUACGCUAUGAGGAUCCUGCACAACAAGAACUACACCAUGUUGUACACGCCCUUCUUCAUGAGGAAAGAGGUCAUGCAAGAAGUCGCUCAGCUCAGCCAAUUUGAUGACGAGCUCUACAAGGUCAUCGGUAAGAGCAGCGAGCGAGCCGACGACAACUCCAUCGACGAGAAGUACUUAAUUGCCACCUCCGAGCAGCCAAUUGCAGCGUUCCUGAGGGAAGAGUGGCUCAAGCCCGAGGACCUGCCUAUACGCUACGGCGGCUUCUCGACCUGCUUCAGACAGGAAGUGGGCUCUCACGGCAGAGACACGCGUGGCAUCUUCAGAGUUCACCAGUUUGAGAAGAUUGAGCAGUUUGUCUACGCAUCGCCACACGAGGGCAAAUCUUGGGAGAUGUUCGACGAAAUGAUCGGGACCGCAGAGGACUUUUACCAGUCCCUCGGUAUUCCUUAUCGCAUCGUCAACAUCGUCUCUGGUGCACUGAAUCACGCCGCCAGUAAGAAGCUGGAUCUGGAAGCAUGGUUCCCAGGCUCCGGUGCUUUCAGAGAGCUGGUCUCCUGCUCCAAUUGCACAGACUACCAGGCCAGACGCUUGCGUAUCCGCUAUGGACAGACCAAAAAGAUGAUGGACAAGGCAGAGUUUGUUCACAUGCUUAAUGCCACCAUGUGUGCCACCACACGCGUGAUGUGCGCCAUCCUGGAGAAUUGCCAAACAGAAGAGGGCAUAAUUAUUCCAGAGAAGCUCAGGGAAUUCAUGCCUCCUGGUAUAACCGAGAUCAUCAGGUUUGUCAAGCCAGCACCCAUCGACCAGGAGAUGUCCAAAAAGGCGAAAAAACAGAAGAAUAAGCAGGCAGGAGAUAAGAACCUCCCCAACGCCAUGGAGGAGAUGUCUGUCAAUGACUCCUAAACGCAAAAGCUAAAUAAAUAAAAAUUAUGGAAUUGA